Messenger RNA from Vicia faba (fava bean), 363 nucleotides. The record is from the annotation of a GenBank genome assembly. NCBI's taxonomy places the organism in Eukaryota, Viridiplantae, Streptophyta, Magnoliopsida, Fabales, Fabaceae.
AUGGAAACUAGCAUCUUUUCACAAGUGGAUAUUGAUGCUGAUGAAAUAAGUCAUUUGGACGAAGAUAAUUUAAUCGGCCAUGGUGCUCAUGGAAAGGUUUAUCGAAUCACGCUGAAGAAAAACAGGAUGGUUUGUGAAGCAAUUAGAGAAAGACGGGUUUUAGCUUUUUUGCUGGUACACAUGGUUAUAUUUCUCGAGUACGAGGAAGCAUUAGAGAGAUUUGAGUCAGUUUUGGGAACAAAGCAGGAGCCCGAUGAAGCAGCAGUGGCAAGUUAUAAUGUUGGUUGUUGUUACUCUAAGCUAAACCAGUUAUCCCUCUAUAUAUGUAGAUUAAAUCCCUCAACCACAUUUUUCAAUGAUUAG